UCUAGACUUUCCAGCAUUACCUUUCAGUUUUAAUGCUUUGAAACAAAUAUGCAAUUGCGAAAAUUUUUGUGUUGCUUACCCCUGAAAUAUGGCGUCAUUAUUGUGGGCGCCGUGUUUGGCCUGUUGGACUUCGUCAUGGGCAGCAUCGGGUUGGAAAUGAUUAUUUCCCACAAAUAUCCAGACGAAGUGGUCGAAUUCUUUCGCACCAUGGACACCAGGACCUGCGUGGCCGGAGUGACAGCCGUAAUUUGGGUAUUAAUGAUAGACCAUUUUCUUUUAAUCUAUGGCGCGAUCAACAACAAUCUUCUGCUUAUCGGCACCUGGCUGUUAAUAAACUAUAUCAUAUUCCUGUUCACUCUCGUCACCGUGCUGUUGGAUGACUGGGCGAUCGGCAGAAUAAUUGGUAUCGGCUAUAGCUUGAUCGUGGUGAGAUCUUACUAUACUGAAUUGAACGUGGUUAGUCCAGUUAUCAGCCAAGAAGUUAGUGAGCAAGAAAAUAGUAACGAAUCGUCUGCAUAAAAUGGAUUAAGCGAUAAUGAAACUGCACUUUCCGAAAAUGCCGUCAAAAGCCCCGCUUCAGACUCAUUAAAAAUCCAUUAAACUCGAUAAAAAAAAGAGAGAGAGAGAUGAAGGCUCCCCCAGAAAGAAAGAGACAGAGGGCGGAAUAAGCAUUUCUUAAUAAGCUUUACACACAAAUGUGGAGCACUUGGUGACAGUUCCCGCCGACUUUUUGGGUUUUUUUCCUCCAAAAGGGUGAAGUCAACAUCAGACGAGAAAAAAAUAAAAUAAAAGUCGAAAGUCGAGGGCCGGCCACUUAAAAGCUCAUUUUGUGAGUGCAUUUUGGUGUUGCAUAUGCAAAUAAAUCAUUCCGUUUCCAAUUCGGAUUCGUGCCGCUCAUGAGAUAUGCAAAAAAUCGACGAGUAAAUGAGCUCUGAAAUCGUUUAAGGUACAAACGAGCCAAAUCAACGCUGAUCACGAGCAGUUUAUGGUUGCGCAUUCAUUAUAAAUUAAAGCGUAUAUUAACGGAUAAUCCAAGUCACUUGUGAUACCUAAAAAUAUCUCAAAGAGUGUGAAAUUCCUGUUUAAUGAAUCACUGAGUACACAAGGUAGUUUUCCUUACUAGAGAGGAAACAAAAAAUGUAUAUACCAGGCA
Molecule: messenger RNA, 1153 nt
Organism: Drosophila gunungcola (fruit fly)
Lineage: Eukaryota; Metazoa; Arthropoda; Insecta; Diptera; Drosophilidae
Exons: 4
Coding region: 49-519 (156 amino acids)
Source: RefSeq, a predicted model, not a curated record